Messenger RNA from Nyctereutes procyonoides (raccoon dog), 1876 nucleotides. Its product is annotated as patched domain-containing protein 3-like. Lineage: Eukaryota; Metazoa; Chordata; Mammalia; Carnivora; Canidae. The record is from RefSeq and is a predicted model, not a curated record. Gene Ontology annotation, cellular component: membrane.
GUGUGACUGUGUACAAAACAAAAUGUGGGCUGCAGCCUUUGGAGUGAUUUCUGCCUUGGCAGUGGUGAGCGGCUUUGGCCUGAUGUUGUAUAUUGGGGUGCCAUUUUUGAUCAUAGUUACAAAUUCACCAUUUCUUAUUCUAGGUGUUGGGAUGGAUGAUAUGUUUAUAAUGAUUUCUGCCUGGCAGAAGACCAGCGCCAAGGACAGCAUGAGCCAGCGGCUGUUCACUGUCUAUUCCAAGGUGGCGGUGUCUAUAACAAUUACCACUGUUUCCAAAGUCCUGGCCUUCUAUACAGGGAUUAUGACCUCUUUCAGGUCUGUACAUUACUUUUGCAUCUAUACAGAAACAACCUUGCUUUUUUGUUAUUUUUAUAACAUCACCUGUUUUGGAGCACUUAUGGCCCUGGAUGGUAAAAGAGAAAUAGUCUGUGUACACUGGUUGAAAAAGCCAGAAACUCUUGACCAAAAAUGUUUUUCAUUAAAAAGAUCCUGCUGUCUCCCAUGUGAUUCUCUCCCACAUGAACAAGAAACUGAUACCCAUCCAAUGAAUUUGUUCUUUCGAGACUAUUUUGGCCCUUUUCUCACAUGCACUGGGUCCAUUUUUGUAGUGUUUAUAUACAUUUUGUACAUCAUAUUUAGUAUUUAUGGUUGUUUCCAAGUACAGGAAGGUUUAGACCUUCAAAAUUUGGCAAGUGAUGAUUCCUACAUCACACCAUAUUUUAAUGUAGAAGAAGACUAUUUGUCAGAGUUUGAUCCAAGGGUUAUGGUUAUUUUUACUGAAACUUUUGACUCCUGGGAUGAAGAUGCUAGGCAAAAGCUGGGAAAAUGUCUGGCAAAUUUGGAAAACAGUGACUAUGUCGAUAAAAAUCUUACAGAAUUUUGGUUAUGAGAAUAUGUGCAAUAUAUUGAAAACAGCAGACAAAAUGUAAAUGAUAAGGAUACAUUUAUGAAUAGUUUGCCUCCUUUUUUAACAAAUUUUCCACUUUUUAGGUAUGAUAUUAAUAUUUCAUCAUCAAAUGAAAUCAUUUUUUCCCGGAGCUUCAUUCAGACUGUGGAUGUUUCUUCUUCAACCAAUAAGAAGAAGAUGUUAUUCCAAUUACGAAGCAGAGCUGAAAAAUGCGAAAUUCCACUAAUGGUGUAUAACCAGGCAUUCAUAUAUUUUGAUCAGUACACUGCAAUAUUGGAAAACACUGUUCGAAAUGUCAUUGUUGCGUCAGCUGCUAUGUUCAUUGUUUCCUUAUUGUUAAUUGCUCAUCCACUGUGUUCCUUGUGGGUAACUUUUGCUAUUGCUUCUGUGAUUGUGGGAGUAACAGGUUUCAUGGCAUUCUGGAAUGUCAAUCUUGAUUACAUAUCCAUGAUUAAUCUUGUUAUUUGUAUAGGGUUUUCUUGUUUUUCUGCACACAUUUCUUAUGCAUUUGUUUCCAGUUCUAAGCCCUCAGUAAACCAAAAAACAAUUGAGACAUUGUAUCUGCUAGGCUACCCAGUGUUACAAAGUGCACUUUCAACAGUAAUAGGGGUGUGUGUUUUAUCUGUAGCUAAAGCAUACAUCUUCAGGACAUUUUUUAAGAUUAUGUUUCUUGUUAUGCUAUUUGGGGCUGCUCAUGGCCUAAUUUUUAUCCCAGUAUUCUUAACCUUUUUUUUGAAGCCUUAUGUGAGAACUGUGCUACUGGAUGGUCCCCUGAAAGGCGAAAACUGCCAGUUAGAACUUGUGCAUGUCUGUGAACAAGCCAAAUUCCGCCAGCAAAAUGUUGCUCCUGAGAAGAAUGUGAUUACUACCCAGGAUGAAGCCUGGAACCAAGAGCCAGGCUGGAAUUGGGAGCCAUACUGGAGCCAGAAGGGGAGUUGGAGGUGGGGGCAGGACUGCUUGUCAACUUGA